Molecule: messenger RNA, 2771 nt
Organism: Oreochromis niloticus (Nile tilapia)
Lineage: Eukaryota; Metazoa; Chordata; Actinopteri; Cichliformes; Cichlidae
Gene: il4i1
Product: interleukin 4 induced 1
Exons: 8
Coding region: 531-2171 (546 amino acids)
Biological process (GO): amino acid catabolic process
Molecular function (GO): L-amino-acid oxidase activity
Source: RefSeq, a predicted model, not a curated record
GUUUGCGCAUCCUUUCCGUAUAGACAUUUAUAGUAAAAUUAAUAAAAGUACAGAUGUUGUUAUGAAUGUAAUGUCUGUGAAGGUUCUCAGUCAUCCAGGUCAUCGUAGUCUUCACUUUUGCUUUUCAAGCAACUUAAAGAAGUCCAGACGCUUUUCUUUCCAAGCUCCUUGGAUUAUGAAUGUAAUGUAAUGCAGCUUUAGGUCUGACUUGGGCAUUUUUUUGGACACCACUAAAUGAGCCUUUUCAGGUCAGAUAUGAAAACGAGUGAAGAUGGAGUAAAAUGAGGUAUGCUGAUGACUAGUAUAACCUCACUAAUCUGAUUUGUUCAGUGUGGUUGACUCUGGAGCCAGUGUGGGAAAAUAUUUCUGGAAGACCUGAGGGAGCUACACAGUCGCUCAUUAAAAUGACCUUGUGUGCAAUUUCACACAUGCCAUGCGUCCGGGUUUUUCAGAAAGCCUUAUUUCAUACGGAGAGUCGCAGGGUUGAUAGGUUAGCUCUGUGAGGGUCUGUGGGUCAUUCCUCCUCAGUCAUGAAUAGGCUCAUGACAACUUACGAGACACUACCUUUGACAGAGGUUUCCAUUUCCUCUCACGGUGUGAAAAAGAAGCCCAGACUGUGGAGUUCCAUCGUCGAGAUGACGUCUCACAUGGCACUGUGCAAACUCUUUCCUCUGGUUCUAGUGGCGGUUUUGGUGCUCACUGUGAAUGGGAUAAUAGGAGAUCCCCUGUUUGAGUGCCUCCAAGACACAGACUACAGCGAGCUUCUUGACAUCGUGGAGAAAGGUCUUCCUGCUGCAAAGACGCCUCGACACGUAGCAAUCGUUGGCGGGGGCAUCGCUGGACUGACGGCUGCCAAGUUUCUAGAAGAUGCUGGACAUAAGGUGACCAUAAUCGAGGCCAGUAAUCGUAUCGGAGGACGUGUGGAGACCUUCAGGAACAGAAGAGAGGGCUGGUACGCAGAACUGGGGGCCAUGAGGAUCCCGAGCUUUCAUAAGAUUUUGCUUUCUUUUGCGUCCAAAUUACAAAUACCUAUGAACCGCUUCAUCCAAGAUGACAUCAACACCUACUACUUGGUAAAUGGAGUGCUACAUAAAACCUAUACAGUUGAAAACAACCCCAGCGUGCUCAACUACAGCUUGUCUGAUAGGGAGAGGGGGAAAACGGCCGCUCAGCUCUUCAGCCAGGCGCUGUGGAAGGUGAGAGAUGAUGUGAAGGCAAUCGGCUGUAGUGCCACAUUGGAUAAAUAUGACUCCUACACAGUGAAGGAGUAUCUGGUGAAGGAGGGCAAUCUGAGUCGUGGAGCCCUGAGGAUGAUUGGGGACAUCCUGAAUGAAAACAGCCUCUUCUACACAUCACUGAUCGAGAUGAUGUACAUGCAGUCAGACAUCAGUGACAACGUCGAGUACUUUGAGGUGACUGAUGGCUUUGAACACCUCCCCAGAGCUUUCUACCAGGUCUUAAAUGCCACCAUCCUCCUCAACUCCAAGGUCAAGCUCAUAAACCAGACAGGUGGUAGAAAUGUGACCAUCACCUAUCAGGACCAGCACAACUCAGGUUCCCUGACUAACCUAACGGUGGACUACACCCUGGUCACUGCCACAGCCAAGGCCACCCUGUUCAUUGACUUCCAGCCCCCUCUCUCUGGGGACAAGAUGGAGGCCCUGCGCUCAGUUCAUUACACCAGCUCCACCAAGGUGGUGCUUAGUUUCAAGGAGCGCUUCUGGGAUAAAGAGGGCAUCAGAGGAGGGAAGAGCAUCACAGACCGGCCCGCUCGCUUCAUCUACUACCCCAGCCACACCUUCCCCAGGACAUCCGCAGGUGCACUGCUGGCAUCCUACACCUGCUCUGAUGACUCCGCCCUCUUCCAGGGCAUGAAUGAUGGGGAGCUGAUGGCUGUGGUCCUGGAGGACUUGGUGAAGAUCCACGGAGAGUAUAUCAGGCCUCUGUGGACAGGGGGGCUGGUGAAGAAGUGGGGCUUGGAUCCUUAUAGUCUGGGAGCCUUUGUCCUGUUCACACCUUACCAGCAGGGGCACUAUGCCAGAGAACUGUUCCAGAGUGAGGGACGGGUACACUUUGCAGGGGAGCACACGGCCACACCUCACGGAUGGAUCGAAACGUCCAUCAAGUCUGCACUCAGGGCAGCUAAAAAUGUUAACAGUCUUACACUGUAGUGUUUCGUGCAGCAAACAUUUUUUCCAUGUUCACUCCUUUAGGGUUUGUCUGAUAUCAUGAACACAGUUCCAGCUCAGCCCUGUCGGCUCCUCCAACCCCCAAGGGAACCGAAAAAGCCUCUGGAGAUCUACCUUUGGCGGCCCGUACCCUGAGAGGGAUAACAGGCAGUAGUAGUAGUAGUAGUAUAAGUCACUCCAGUGUGAUGUAUAUUUUCUGUUAUGAAUGUAUUGUUGAUGUACAUCUAUUAAUUGAUAGACAAAAGGUUUGUCUGUUACAGGCACUUUUAUCAGAUUUGCAGGGCUUCGCUCUUAAAGUUCGUCCUGUGUCUAAAUACCAAGUUUCAGUUGGAUUAAGUGCAGAAAUCUUUAUAUUUGUGAGAUUCUAUGUUACAUGACGUUGAAACUUGUUUGCAGGAAAAGUGGAUGAACAAUUGACAGAGCCCGAGCUGUGAUUCAUUUCAUUUAUGUUUUAUUUAAUUUUAGCUACGUGGUACUUCAGUGACUUCAUUUUGCACGUAUGUUGAACCACAAAGUAAAUCUCUGGAUUUUCCCUGUCAGCGUAUGACUCGAAGUAAAAUGAUGUAAGCAUCCAUGAAAAAA